This is a messenger RNA of Encephalitozoon romaleae SJ-2008, 1110 nucleotides long. Its product is annotated as WD40 domain-containing protein. The coding region runs from base 1 to 1110 and encodes 369 amino acids. NCBI's taxonomy places the organism in Eukaryota, Fungi, Microsporidia, Unikaryonidae. Gene Ontology annotation, molecular function: ubiquitin ligase activator activity; protein binding; anaphase-promoting complex binding. Gene Ontology annotation, biological process: anaphase-promoting complex-dependent catabolic process; positive regulation of anaphase-promoting complex-dependent catabolic process; positive regulation of ubiquitin protein ligase activity. Gene Ontology annotation, cellular component: anaphase-promoting complex. The transcript has a single exon. The record is from RefSeq and is a predicted model, not a curated record.
AUGGAUAGGUUCCUAAUAAACAAAAAGGAAGCGAUGCCCAGGUAUGCACCAAGAGGGGUUUAUGGCCUUGGAAUCAAAGAGACAAUGCAUGAAGUAGGAUUUUGCUACCCUCUAGACGAAAGUCCAUAUUUAAGCACAAUUGAAGGCCAAAGCCUCGGGCCAAAAAUAAUCAUUCAGCCAUACAGACAGCUGAAGGUCAAGUCUCUCCCCGACGACUUCUAUAGCAGCUUGAUCGACUGGUCUGGGGAGAAUGUAUUCUUCACUGCUGACAGCUGCUUGUUUGUACACAACUUUUUUUCCUCGAAGACAUUGCAAGUUUGCAAUCUUAGCAGUCUCGGAAUAACAUCUGUAAAGUGCAACCCAACUACUAGCACCGUCGCCCUUGGGACAUCUAUCGGCGUUAUGCUGAGUGUUGAUAUGGGCUCUCUAAAGAUGACAAGGUAUUCAUUUCAUAGAUCAAGAAUAGGCGUGAUAGAAUCUGAGAACACAAACAUUAUAACAGGAAGUAGAGAUAGAAAAAUAAAGAUAACAGAUCUUCGUUCUGAAAAGGCUGUGGCGACUAUUCUGAAUCAUAGGCAAGAAGUAUGUGGCCUAAGUAUAAGCAAGGAUCUUAGGUUUUUGGCAUCUGGUGGAAAUGAUAAUAGACUCUAUAUUUAUGACUACAGGAACUUGGCACAUCCUCUUAAACAGUGCUCUAACCAUAAAGCUGCUGUAAAGGCAAUAAGCUGGUCACCUCUCUCCCCGAACUUGUUAGUAUCCGGAGGAGGAACUGCUGACAAAACAAUCAAGUUAUGGGAUAUAAGCCUGAUAAACUCAAGCAGGCCAAGCCCAUGCCUGAUAAGGUCAGUGGAUUACGGUUCUCAAAUAUGCAAUCUAAGAUGGCUUAAGUCCAACAAAAUCCUUAGCACACAUGGAUACUCAAAGGAUGACAUCAGGCUAUCGCAAAUGUCCUCCUUCAAAGUAGAAAGAUACUUUCUUGGCCAUAAGAACAGGGUGAUUCACUUCUCUUGUUCAGAUGAUGAGAAGUAUUUUGUUUCGGGGUCCUCAGACUCCAACAUAAACUUCUGGGAGUUGGAUGGAGAGAAGGAUGACGAAAUAAAAAUUAGAUAG